GUGUGUCAGUAAAUAAAAACAAGUCAGCGCACGAAGGAUUCUUCCUUGCUUCUCAACCUUGUCGUUCCUUGUUCGAUAUCGUGCAUACUAGUGAUCCUCCACGAUGCCUGGACCUUACCGGAGAAAGAAGUCUAACAGAAAAUACACCGGUUUCGGCAAGGAUCUGAAGACGAAGCAUCGUUCGAAGGACCUCGACGAGAUAACUGAAGAUCUCAAACCGGUCAACGUCGAGUCCAUGAUACGUCAAAAGAUCGACUAUGACUUGCCCGGUGCCGGUCAGAGCUACUGUGUACAUUGCGCCAAACACUUCAUAUCAGAGAAAGCUCUCCGGGAGCAUCUGACGAGUAAACCUCAUAAGCGAAGACUGAAAGCACUCGAAGACGAGCCGUACUCUAUAGAGGAGAGCGAGCGUGCGGCAGGGAUGGGGAAUUACAUCAUGCCGAAGAAACGAAAAGUUAUAGAUCACGACGAAAUUCUGGACGAACUCGAGGAGAAGGCCUCCUCCAUGUUGGAGGAAGAGAGUGGAACUGUAGAGCCGAAAACUGUCGAUUCCGAGGAGACAGUGGUGAAAUAAACGUUGUUGAUUUUCCUU
Molecule: messenger RNA, 592 nt
Organism: Galendromus occidentalis (western predatory mite)
Lineage: Eukaryota; Metazoa; Arthropoda; Arachnida; Mesostigmata; Phytoseiidae
Product: zinc finger protein 593
Exons: 3
Coding region: 104-574 (156 amino acids)
Molecular function (GO): nucleic acid binding; zinc ion binding
Source: RefSeq, a predicted model, not a curated record